CAGCCCCGUGUCUCCGUGUCUCUGCUGCAGCCCCGUGUCUCCUGCCUCUGUCCCUUAUCAUCAGCUACUGCCAGCUUCACCACACCUCCUCCUCGACCUUUGCUCCGGGCUUGUUUUUCCCUCUGGACCGGGGAACCUCGGGCUCACUUUCACUUGCUGCCUGUCCUUUCCAAGAGCCUCAGCAUGUGCACGGGAAAGUGCGCCCGCUUCGUGGGGCUCUCCCUCAUCCCCCUCUCCCUGAUCUGCAUUGUGGCCAACGCCCUCCUGCUAGUGCCCAACGGUCAGACCACCUGGAUCAAGGACUGCCUCAGCUUGCAAGUCUGGCUCAUGGCUGGCUUCAUCGGCGGGGGCCUGAUGGUACUGUGUCCAGGAAUUUCCGCCGUCCGGGCAGGGGGCAAAGGCUGUUGUGGUGCAGGCUGCUGUGGGAAUCGCUGCAGGAUGCUGCGAUCGGUCUUCUGCUCGGCGUUCGGGAUGCUUGGUGCCAUCUACUGCCUCUCGGUAUCAGGAGCCGGGCUCCGAAUUGGACCACGAUGCUUAAUGCACGGCUCCUGGGACUACCACUUCCAACACACCGCAGGCUCCUACCUGCUCAACCGCACUCAGUGGAGCUCGUGCGUGGAGCCGCCUGGUGUGGUCUACUGGAACGUGACACUCUUCUCGCUGCUGGUGGCCGCCUCGUGCCUGGAGAUUUUGCUGUGUGGGGUGCAGCUGGUGAACGCGUCCAUUGGUGUCUUCUGCGGCGAUUGUCGGAAGAAGGAGGUGGGACUGUGUGGGAUGGAGCUGUCGAGAAAAUCUAUUUGCUCCCUGACUAAGUCCUCACUUUUUUUCCGCAGGGCGCCCCUCACUGAGGCUCCACGGACCUGGUCCGUCGCUCCUGGACACCCGCCUGGCCCGCCCACGCCCUGGAAUAAACUAUUUAGAGCUCUCUUCCGCGUCUCAGAUUGUGCCCUUUACAAGGAGUGUCCGAAGGUCUCCAUAUACACCGUGGCUUGGGGCUCUCGUGUUUGGGACCCUUGCACCCCGCUUGUUAUUUCCUUAAUAAAUAGUUAUUGAACUAUUA
Molecule: messenger RNA, 1060 nt
Organism: Delphinapterus leucas (beluga whale)
Lineage: Eukaryota; Metazoa; Chordata; Mammalia; Artiodactyla; Monodontidae
Gene: TM4SF5
Product: transmembrane 4 L six family member 5
Cellular component (GO): membrane
Source: RefSeq, a predicted model, not a curated record